Salvia miltiorrhiza (redroot sage) is the source of this 2589-nucleotide messenger RNA. Its product is annotated as probable myosin-binding protein 6. The record is from RefSeq and is a predicted model, not a curated record. The transcript has 6 exons. NCBI's taxonomy places the organism in Eukaryota, Viridiplantae, Streptophyta, Magnoliopsida, Lamiales, Lamiaceae. Bases 265 to 2109 code for a protein of 614 amino acids. Gene Ontology annotation, molecular function: myosin binding.
CUCUUCCUUCUUCUAGAUACCCAAAAACAGCAAAACCACCAUCCCAGAAGAGGUGAAAAACACACAACUCCAUCGAGAAGAGAGAAAAAAAAGAAGGAGAGAGAGAGGCGGCCACGAGAUCUGAGUCUUGCUCUCGCUAGCACGACUCAUGAUCCUAUCCCCCACUCCUUCACAAUAUAUAUAAUUUCUUCUGACGUAUAAUUCAUUCAUUCAUUCAUUCAUUCGUCUGUGAGACGAGACGACGUCGCUUUGCCAAUACAUAUAAUGCCGAUCGAUAUGGUGAAGUGGCUCCUCGAGCAGCCCCUCGAGUCGCUCCCGGAAUCCCUGGCGAACGCCCUCCUCGAAUGGGUGAUGAUCGUCUUGCUCUUCGUCGACGGCCUCCUCGCCUUCGUCUCCAACGAGUUCGCCCGGGUCUUCGGCCUCCACACCCCGUGCCUCCUCUGCACCCGGAUCGACCACGUCCUCGUGCACCGCGCCCCGAGCUUCUACUACAACGACUCCAUCUGCGACAUCCACAAGCGCGACGUCUCCUCCCUCGGCUACUGCAGCGUGCACCGGAAGCUCUCUGAUAUUCGCUCCAUGUGCCAGGUCUGCAUCGUCUCGUUUGCGACGGAGAAAGAUUCUGAUUGCGACAAGUACAAGACGGUUGCCGGGAUCUUGAACAAGGACAUUGACCGGAUUGUCGAUGAUGAGCGGCGGUCGCUGCUCAGGCGGCUGAAGAAGGACGACGGCGACGUCUAUGAAGACAAGGGUAACGGUCCGAAUUCUUGGUGUUCUUGCUGUGGGGAGCCUCUGAAGCUGAGGGCGUCCAAGAAGUUCUUGAGGAGCUUGUCCACCAAAUCUCCGGCGCCUUCUCCGCGGAUGUCGUGGCUGACGAACAGGAACGACGAGGCGCCUUCUCCGCGGAUGUCGUGGCUGGCGAACAGGAACGACGAGACGCCGCGGUCGAGGUACACGGAGCUUAAGUUCAUGUCCGACAUUGAGUUGGAGGCUCCACAGAAUGAUGCUUCAAAUGCUGAUAAUCAAGGUAAAGAUGAGAUGAGAGCUACAAUCUCACCAUUCUUGCAGGAGGGCAAGGAUCUAGGUGAAGAUCCAAAUAGAACUCCAAAUUUCAUGAGAGCAAACAAGUAUUUUGGGGUGCAGUUUGAUCCAACUCAAGAGAGCCCUAGAUGGCUGAACAGGAGCAGCAAGAAACUCAAUUUUGACAAAGUUGAUGCUCUUGUUGAGCCCUUUGACGUAAGCCAGCCCCUUGACAUAAGCCCUCUCAACGAGCUCGACAGUGACCUCUUGAACCGUCUCAAGAAGCAGGCGCAUCUGGACCACGACUCCCUCAUGGCGGUCUACAUGGAGCUCGACAAGGAAAGGAGCGCUGCUGCUGUGGCCGCGAACAAUGCAAUGGCUAUGAUCACGCGGAUCCAGCAGGAGAAGGCCGCGAUCCAGAUGGAGGCGUUGCAGUACCAGAGGAUGAUGGAGGAGCAAGCAGAAUACGACGAGGAGGCCUUGGAGCUCAUGCGGGACAUGCUCAUCAAGAAGGAAGACGAUGUCAAGGCUCUCGAGUCUGAGCUCGAGGCCUACAGGGGGAAAUAUGGGCCUAUCAGGAAGUUUGGUAGCGACAUUUGUGAGGUCGAUGCCGAUGAUGAUUUCCCGGAGAUGAAGUCUCACUCGUCGUGUUUCAGUGAGAAGUUGUCCGAGUGCGGUAGCUUGGACGGAGGUGAUCAGAAGGAGUGCGAGGAUCCUUCUCCAUGCGGCCCUAUGGAGGGGGAAUCGCCGUUGGAUUUUGAAGGGGAGAGAUCGUACCUUCUCGGCCUUCUGAGCGAGCUCGAGAGGAAGAUGAAUGCCAGUAAGGAAUCCAAUUUCUCAGAGAUGGAGGUGAUCAAGAAUAAUGAUGUAGGCAUAGAUGGAGGUGAAAACAAAGCUACACUUACAAGAGAAGUGUCCAUGAUCAAGGAGAGGUUGAGAGUUGUUGAAGCAGAUAGUGGCUUCUUGAAGCAUGCUGCUAAGACAAUCCAGAUAGGAGAUGAGGGAGCUAAGCUCUUGAUGGAGAUAGCCGACCAUCUCCGGGCGCUCAGACAAAGCGGGAAACCUCUCCCGCCCAAACUGGAGGCAUGAACUUAACUCAUGCAGUUCCUUUCCCUUCUGUUUUCCAUUAUUUUUCAUCUCCAUGUUAGAUUGUACAUACCUAUAUACAUUUGCUUGACCGGGCACCGGAAGCCCGAGGCUCGCGGGUUCUUGAUUGCUCGUGCCUCGACAGCAGCUUAGGUCACAGGCAUUCUCCUCGCGGGCCAAACGAGACAGAAGCCCGACUCAGAAACUCUCUCCCACCUGGAAACACACACAGCAAUCUGAUAGGCAGUAUAUGCAGUAAAAUGAAAAUGGUGGUGAUUUGAGCCACACCACAGUUGCAACGUUUAGGUUUUACGUGCUUUAGAGUCAGUCGUCUGUCUGUGUAUCGAUCAAUCAAGGCAUAGAUAGUGAAGAAGGGCAUGUAAAACUUGAAGCCGGUUUAGCUGAAAACGGCUUACAUUCCCAAUGUAAAACUACUAAAGGAUUCAUCUUGCUUUUUACUGGAAUCAUUUUCAUAGACAAAAA